GAGGUGGCACACGACGUCAGCAUGCUUGCGUGACCCGAUACCGUCUGUCUUGGAUUUUAGAGACUCGUCCUGCAUCUCUUGGGCCUCCUGAUCACCCCAGAACGACAGCACAGUACGGGCCUCAAGCCGCUGCAACCCUGACAUCCACAGUCGCGUGCAAUUCCCAACGGAUUCUCAGCCUCUGGACGCACAUCGUUUCCGACCUGGGUGACUUGGUCGUGUGCCUGCCCAGACUCACGACUGCUUCCGAGGCUUUACGGAGUCCCCGAAUGUGACACUUGGCUUCAGGUCCCUUAUAACCUCCGCCCUGCGCCGUGUGUGCGCGCCGUGGACGUCUCCGUCUCCGUCUCUCACCGCCGCUGCAAACCAUCGCCCAUACUCACAUUCCAAUCCUCGAGCUCGAAAAAGCCUCGGCGGCGGCACAGUAGCCAUGAAGGAUCCCUUCCCAAUAGCGCCCAUUCCGGCCCUGAGCGAAUGGGUCCGCCCAUUCGCUGAGAGGUUUAACCUCGUUGUGCUUCCCCAGCAUAUACACGAGGUGGUUUUCGCUGCCAUCAUGUACACCUUCGUCCACCUCGUCAUAUCGCCAUGGCUUUCCAUGAAGUACGCACCGAAGCAGUACCCGACCCACCGCGGGAAGAGGGCGAGCUGGGACUCACAUGUCGUCUCUCUGUUCCAGAGCACCCUCAUCAACAUCCUCGCCCUAUGGUGUAUGUUCGCCGAUGAGGAGCGCAAGACCUUCGACUGGCAGCAGCGCAUAUGGGGCUAUACCGGUGCCAGCGGCAUGAUACAAUCCCUCGUGGCGGGGUAUUUCGUCUGGGACUUCAUCAUAACCAUCUGUUUCGUCGAUGUCUUCGGUAUCGGUGUCCUUGUUCAUGCCACCAGCGCCCUACUUGUCUACUCGUUCGGAUAUAGACCCUUUCUAAACUACUACGCCAACGUCUUCAUUCUCUACGAGCUCUCGACCCCGUUCCUCAACAUUCACUGGUUCUUCGACAAGAUGGGCAUGACGGGAAGCAAGGCGCAGCUAUACAACGGCAUCAUACUCCUUGUUACCUUCUUUUCUGCCCGCCUUAUCUGGGGUGUCGGGCAAUCUUUUGUCGUAUGGUAUGACAUGUACCGCGCCCUGUUCACCGCGCCCAACACCGAAUUCAUGUCGGUCACACCAGCCGAUGAGACGUUGCCGGGCACCGAGGAUAUUAUGAUGUACGCGAAGGAAGCUGGCCCUCUCCCAUAUUGGCUGGUUGCCAUCUACCUGGUCAGCAACCUUGCUCUCACAACCCUGAAUUUCAUCUGGUUCGGGAAGAUGAUCAAGGCCAUUCGCAAGCGAUUCGACACCCCCGCGGAAGAGUCGAAGCAAGAGGGAAAGCCUGUCGACGGUGUGGCUAGGGCUUCUUCGAUUGUGGACAAGGCCGACGAGGUUAGGAGACGCCACAAUAUUCCCGUGCCAGAAAUCGAGGAUGAUCUCGGGGCGAUGCAGUAGAUACACUUGCCCCCAUGUCUAUCUUGCUGAUUGGAAUGGUCACCUGAAUACAAGCGCCGAUCGCAGCGAAUCUCUUCGGCAUUGCCAACGCUGGUUUACUCUCGAGUCACGACCUUGCCAAUCCAAACCAGACUUAAUACGACCGUUCACUCUAUUGUAUGCAUUUCCCCAACAACUGCGAUUCAUUGCACAGUCUCACUCGAACGGCAUUGGCAUCAGUCUGCCGGCACUGCAGACUUAUUAAGGGUCUUUGUAUAUACAAAGAAGGAAGGAUUUUGGGUACACUAGUGUGACACCAACAGCGAAACAUAGCGAGGCGAAUUGGAGUGACAGAUGAUAGUGACAACUACUCGAAGCACCAUUAUCCAAUGUGAAAUUGUCAUUAAAGGCGAAAGUUCAUAAACCGACACCCAACGAGGCCAAAACCGCUCCUAUUCCUUGAGGAUGCCCCCGACAGUGUUCCCGACUACACCCUCAGCUGCGAUGGAAGUCAGUGCAAGAUCCCUUGAGUGGACGAGGAUUGUUUACUCACCGCCAUCAACGACACCCCCAACUGUGUUGCCAACGGUGUUACCGACUCCGUCCACCACGCCACCAGCAGCAUUGGCGGCACCGCCAACAAGACCAGUCUAAGGCCCAAUAUCAGCACAACAUUCAAACCCCCCAUCGUUCACGACGGCAGGACUGUAGGGACAACACGUACCACAGGGUCCAGGAGACCUGCGCCUCCAGAGGACGAAGCACCAGAGGCACUGUCUGUGCCCGUGGCACCGCCGAGAAGGCCACCAAGCUGACUCUUUUGGCCGCCUGUGAGCCCGCCUGUGAGCCCUCCGACGAGGCCAGUCUUUCAAGAGAUCAGAUAUCAGCACAGAUGACCAAGGUCUGAAUUGGGUCAUGUCAAGAGAGCGGCGAAAGGACUUACCACGGGGUCCAAAAGACCUGCCGAACCGCCCGCUGAGCCAGAUGCCGAGGCACCGGCGGCACCGUCCGUCCCUGUGGCACCGCCUCCGAGAAGGCCGCCGGUAAGGCCGCCAGUGAGGCCAUCGGCAAGGUUGCCGACGGCAUCGAGCUGGCGCUCCUGCACGUUGACGGGUGCUGCCACGGCGGCGGCGGCGAGGGCAGCGAUGAGGACAAUGUUGGCAUACAUCUUGUUUAUUGUGUUGAGAUAUAAAGAGAUAGAUAAAUAGAGAGCGUGUGUUUGAUUUAAGGAUGUAGAGGCACAAGUCUCAGACUCGGAAUGAAUGAAUUAGAAAGAUCUGGCUUUCGAAUAAGGGAUAUGUAAGGGUGAUGGAAGAAAGUGUGAAUGAAGAACAAACAACAUGUCAAUUCUAGAUGGUGGACGUUUACACAGAUAUAUAUACGCGUGAGAAUGAAG
Molecule: messenger RNA, 2855 nt
Organism: Diaporthe batatas
Lineage: Eukaryota; Fungi; Ascomycota; Sordariomycetes; Diaporthales; Diaporthaceae
Exons: 2
Coding region: 431-1480 (349 amino acids)
Biological process (GO): lipid homeostasis
Cellular component (GO): endoplasmic reticulum; membrane
Source: RefSeq, a predicted model, not a curated record